AUGAGCCGGAAUUAUGACGCUGCGACGAUUCCAGUGCUGUCGCCAAGAUCGUCGCCGAACGCUCCUCCCCCGCAAACGGCCGCGCGAAUUUAUCCCGUCUUGUCGCUGAUUUCAGUAAUUCUUUUGUUCCUUUCUGCUGGAGCUGGUAUUGCUCUGUCUGCAGUGGUGCUGUUUCGGAACUUUGAAUCGAUUGAAGUUCUGGAUCCUUUGAGCCGAGCUGUUUUCUUCGUGGCCUCCUGUAUGAGUCUCGCAUACGUGCUCACACACAUCAUCGCUGCCAGAACUGCGUACAUCAAAAAUAAUGGAUCUCCAAAGGCAUACGGGAAAUACAUUGCAGGCUUGGCGUUCUUACUCGCUCGACUGGGUCUUCCGGUUUGGGUUGCGGCAGUCACCCUUGCGAUAAUCGUUGCGGUAAACAUUGGAUUGGAUGUGUCGAAAGGGAUUCAGGAAAACCUCCCAUGGUUGGAUGUCAUAAUCAGCGUGGUUUCUCUCCUGUCAUUGAUUGCAAUACUUGCAGUCAUUGAGAUGGCUGAAAGACCAUUUGCAACGAUGGGUCUCUCGCAGCCUUGGUUCGUCCGUGGAGAACAUCCUUUUACUGCUCCAGACGAGGAAGACAUUGACUAUGGGCUUGUUGAAGUUGUAUCUAUGGUGAAGGAUGUCAAGCUGCCGCCAACUGCCAAGCAGAUCAAAGCAAGGAAGAUGUUGUCAACUAUCCAGGAAAAGAAGGAGAAAAAGCCUGAAAAGAGGAAACGGAAGACGUUGACGAAGAAGAAUCCUUACGAAGUUCAGCUGCAACGACAACAGCAGCAGCAGCAGCAGCAGCAAGAACAACACCGAACUCUACGCCAUGCGAGGAGUAUGUCCAUGCCGACUCCGCUCAACGCUGUGUUCGGCGACAGCCCGGAGCCUCGGCUGACAGACUCGCCUGGUUUGCACACCGCGUUUGCGUGGAAACCACCCACUAGAGAGGGCACUCCACGUGCUGCGGGAGCUGUGACAUUCGAGGACCUCGGAGCAUGGAGAGAUCGAGUCAGUCUAUAUCAUACGGCGUCGGACAUUUCUACCAGCGCCUCUGCGCCAUCUGACGAUAUCGUUCUUCCAUCGAUGCCCCGCCAAGCCCAUUAUUCUCCGCACAGUCAAGCCUCGCUGCUUGAACAACAGCAGAAAUACGACUUGAGGCGAUGGACAGCGAUUGGUAUGCAAUCCCCUCCAUUUGAUGGUGGCUUCUUGGAUGUUCCCUUCAGGAGACCUCGUCCUCUCAUGACAAUGGAGGAUGAGCACAGGAUGCUAGGAAGGAGGCCUUCGACACGAGACGGAGAUUGGGAGGCAAAUUACCACCUGAGAAUGCAUCAGAACAGUCGACCUUCGAGUUCACAUACGUCGAGAACGGGCGGAUCAUCCAUGACCUCCCGGACUGGAUUUACAAUACGAGACGAGCCUCCAUCGCUUCCACCGAUUGCCACUGUCUCCUCUCUGGUAAUUGCGAGCACUAUGAACGAAGUUAACAAAACGAAUACGAACAGUAUUCGACCUGACAGUGACGUACUGCCAAACGAAGGACGCCGACGCCGGAGGCUUUCCAAUGUGAGCGACAAGCGGCGUCAGACGUACAGAACGGACAGCCGGUCACUGUCACAAACUUACCGCCCAUCCAGCCGAUACGUUUCUACCAUUUCACAAGAAACCCGGCCAACAAGUCCAACAAUGACGAUUAGGUCUACCAGAUCGGGAAAAUCUGACAUUCAUAAUUUCUCACGACCUCGAACUUCAGCAGCUGCAAGAAUGCAAUCAAAGGUGGCAAAACGGUUGCGAGCCAUGAAGAAUCAGCAGCAACGUCAGGAGCAACAAUUGGUUCUGUCAGUCACACGCCACUCUGUGGGAGAGGAGACUUCCUCCUCCCCAAGUUCGCCAGGGACCCCGAACACACCUCGGACUGUGAGAGCAGCGGCAGUGAAGACUUUGCAGGAGAGACUUGGCCGAAGAAAUCAGCAACAACUUCCAACUGAUGGGGACCAAAGGCCGCCUUCACCAGAAACCCCACGAACGGCAAGGGCUACUGCUGUGAGAACUCUUCAAGAGAGGCUGGGCAAGAGAAUGAUGCGGCGUAAUGAGGCAGAAGCCGGGCAACUACAACGUGUAUAA
This is a messenger RNA of Colletotrichum gloeosporioides, 2142 nucleotides long. RefSeq lists its product as uncharacterized. The coding region runs from base 1 to 2142 and encodes 713 amino acids. The record is from RefSeq and is a predicted model, not a curated record. Lineage: Eukaryota; Fungi; Ascomycota; Sordariomycetes; Glomerellales; Glomerellaceae. The transcript is spliced from 3 exons.